CACAUAGGAUCCAUGGUUAACUGGCAUGAGUUUCGAGGCCAGGUUCGAAGGGGAAGACGUUGCGAGGCGUAUCGUAAAAGAUGGGUAAGCACAGACCGGAACAUUCAUGCUCUAGUGAAAUUAAAUACUAGCGCAGCGAGAGUGCGUAUAGAGCCGCCUCGAAGCCAUUUAAACCGGCUGGAGGCGAGGAUAUUCGCCUGGCUUUUCACUGGCAUAAAUCUUCGCCCGACAUACCGACCACGUGUUGUAUUGACAAUUGGAUUGCGGGACACGGUCGUUAUUUUCGAUUCCAAUAAUACCGACCGAGACAAAAGAGUUUAGAACAAGAAUUAACCCUUUAGGGGGAGCAGAUGUAAAAAUUUACACAACUAUAUUUAUAAAAAAUAUGUUAGAUCUUAAGAGGAUUUUUGACAUUAAUUAGAAAAUUAUGAAUGAUAGAAUAUUAAUUUUUUAGAAAUUUAUAAUAAAAAUCUUAACAUAUGAAAAGAUAAUGUAUUUAUUGUUUGUUAAAAAUAUGAAUUACAUCAUUAUUAUUUUUUUGCCUUGAUAAUAAAAAUUAUCUGCAAUUACUCUAAUAUUAGACUUAAGGCGCCGCCGCUAUGAUUCAUAGUUAUGUACAUGUGUAAUUAAAGAACCUAUUAUUGUUUAUUAAAUUGUUUUGUUCACAUAAACAUUAAUUCUAACGGUUUGUGUUAGCUAUCAUAAUUAUCUAUUUUAUAAUUUAUUUUACCUAUGUAAGUUUAUUAUGUAACAAAAACUGUUAAUAUUUAAUUAUUUAUUAUAAUUGUUAACAUUUAGUAGCAAUAAAUACAUAGUACACUAGAUAGAAACUAAUAAAACACUAAUUGUUAAAUACAAUAUAAAUAAAAUAUUUAAUAUUUAAAUAUUUAAAUAUAUAAACUUAAUAUCUCAUAUUAAAUGAAAUAUGCGUUGGUUCUAUCAAAAAGAAGAUAAUGAUAAUAUUCCAUUCAUUGUUAAAAUUCCAUUCUUCAAAGCAUACAGGAUACACUUCGUGUCUUGUGAAAACUGAGAUUAAUAAAUAUAU
This is a messenger RNA of Apis mellifera (honey bee), 1045 nucleotides long. RefSeq lists its product as uncharacterized. The record is from RefSeq and is a predicted model, not a curated record. The transcript is spliced from 2 exons. NCBI's taxonomy places the organism in Eukaryota, Metazoa, Arthropoda, Insecta, Hymenoptera, Apidae. Bases 13 to 321 code for a protein of 102 amino acids.